This is a messenger RNA of Zootoca vivipara (common lizard), 1718 nucleotides long. It is a transcript of the gene BEND4, whose product is annotated as BEN domain containing 4. The record is from RefSeq and is a predicted model, not a curated record. Lineage: Eukaryota; Metazoa; Chordata; Lepidosauria; Squamata; Lacertidae. Gene Ontology annotation, molecular function: DNA binding.
AUGGAGGAGGCGAUGCAGGCGGUAGCGGAGGAGGGCCCCAGCGUGGCCAAGAUCUACAAGCAGCAGCGCAGCCCUUACAGCGCCCUCAAGACCUUCCCCAGCAGCCGGAGACCGGCGCUGAACAAGCGCUACGAGAGACCCACCAUGGUGGAGAUCCCUCAGGUCAGGGCGGGCGUCGGGCAGCAGCAGCAGCAGCACUUCCAGCCGCUGCCCGCCGUCGGCUCGUCGUCGUCCCUCAGCGAGCACCAGCUGCCUUACCAGGCGCACGGCUCCUACAACGGCGCCAGAGCCUCGCAGGGCCACCCGCCCAGGACGCCGGCUCCGCAGCUGGGACAUCAGGCAGCGGCUCCUGCCGCCGCUUCGUCGUCGGCCAGGUACGGCCACGGCCACCAGGGGGCAGCAAGCAGCAGCAGCAGCAACGAGGGAAGCGGCAGCCUGGAGCUCAGCGCAGAGAGCCGUAUGAUUCUGGAUGCCUUUGCCCAGCAGUGCAGCCGGGUUCUUAGUCUUUUAAACUGUGGUGGGAAAUUUCUGGACAACAGCCGCACUCAGUCUUUGGCUUCCUGUGUUAAGCAGGAGAGCCUGAGCUUUAGUGAAAGACCAGAGCAGUGCCAGAUUGGGAAAAUGGUCCAUAGCCAAGUGUCAGACAACUUGGACCUAGAGCUGCAGUACAUGCACAAGAAGCAGCAAACCUCUGCUUUUCUGAGGGUCUUUACCGAUUCCCUUCAAAACUAUUUGCUUUCUGGAAGCUUUCCAUCUCAGAAUGCUUCCUCCGUGAGUGAUUUUGGCCAUUUGGCCGACGUGGAUCCACUUUCAACCUCUCCAGUGCACACACUGGGUGGAUGGACAUCCCCAGCAACCUCUGAGUCCCACGGCCAUCCAUCCUCUUCCACGCUUCCAGAGGAGGAGGAGGAAGAAGAAGAGGAAGGCUACUGUCCUCGUUGCCAAGAGCUGGAGCAGGAGGUCAUUUCAUUGCAACAAGAAAACGAGGAACUCCGACGGAAGCUGGAGAGCAUUCCAGUGCCCUGCCAGACUGUUUUAGAUUACUUGAAGGCUGUUCUUCAGCAUCACAAUCAGCUUAUGAUUCCUCAGCCAGCGGAGCAGCCAGCAGAGGGGAGCAAACAGUUGCUUAACAACUAUCCUGUCUACAUCACUAGCAAACAGUGGGACGAGGCAGUGAACUCCUCAAAGAAAGAUGGGCGGCGGCUCCUUCGAUACCUCAUCCGAUUUGUCUUCACCACCGAUGAGCUUAAGUACUCGUGCGGCCUUGGGAAAAGGAAAAGGUCAGUGCAGUCAGGAGACACUGGUCCUGAAAGACGCCCUCUGGAUCCAGUAAAAGUAACAUGUCUCAGAGAAUUCAUUAGGAUGCACUGCACGUCCAACCCUGAUUGGUGGAUGCCUUCUGAGGAACAGAUAAACAAGGUGUUCAGUGAUGCCGUGGGACAUGCACGGCAAGGCCGUGCGGUGGGGACGUUUCUGCACAACGGCAACUCGUAUUACGAAGGGAUUGAGCAACACAGUUCGCAAGAUGACCUCUUCAACAGGGGCAUCCACGAUGGAUCUGGAGACUGAUGGCAAAGAGGAGGAAACACACACACGUGUAUUGGGGCAGUGAAAGAGACUGCGUGUUUGAUGUGCUGUUUGACGUGACUUCAGAACCCAAAGCAUGUUCAGAGUCUUGUUUCAUCCAAGGCCUUCCUGUGAAAUCCCAUAGUGUCUAA